Molecule: messenger RNA, 937 nt
Organism: Zingiber officinale
Lineage: Eukaryota; Viridiplantae; Streptophyta; Magnoliopsida; Zingiberales; Zingiberaceae
Product: hydroxycinnamoyltransferase-like
Exons: 1
Coding region: 1-927 (308 amino acids)
Molecular function (GO): acyltransferase activity, transferring groups other than amino-acyl groups
Source: RefSeq, a predicted model, not a curated record
AUGCAUGCACGCACACAGGUCACGCACUUCAAGUGCGGUGGUGCAGCCUUGGGCGUCGGCACGCAGCAUCACGUCGUCGACGGUUCCUCUGCCAUUCACUUGAUGAACUCCUGGACCGACGUUGCCAGGGGCGUCGGCAUCGCAGUCCAGCCAGUCAUUGAUCGGACCCUCCUCCGCGCUCGCGACCCACCCAACCCCUCUUUUACUCACAUCGAAUACCAGCCCCCUCCUUCCAUGAACACCUCUGCUGCCCAAGUCGCAAGCCCCGCAGCUGUCCGAAUCUUCAAGCUCACCCGGGAGCAACUUAACCUCCUCAAAGCCAAGGCUCCCCCGGGUGACAGCUACAGCACGUACGUCCUCCUUGCGGCACACGUAUGGCGGUGCGUGUGCCUAGCGCGCGACCUCCCGCCCGACCAGAUGACCAAGAUGUACAUUGCCACUGACGGUCGGCAGAGAGUGCAGCCACCACUUCCGCAAGGCUACUUCGGGAACGCGAUCUUCACAACCACGCCCAUUGCAGCAGCAAGGGAGGUGACCUCUCCGGAAGGUGGUCCUUCCCCGGCGGCCAAGACGAUCAAGGAGGCUUUGGUGAGAAUGGACACCAACUACUUGCAGUCGGCAUUGGACUACCUGGAGAUGCAGCCAAAUCUGGAGGCUCUGGUGAGGGGCGCUCACACAUACAGAUGCCCAACCCUUGGGCUCACCAGCUGGACGCAUAUGCCAAUCUACGACAUAGACUUCAGGUGGGGCCGGCCAAUUUUCAUGGGUCCGGCCCGCAUCGGCUACGAGGGUCUGGCAUUCGUCCUGCCAAGCGCCGCCGGGGAUGGUGGCCUCUCGGUGGCCAUCUCCUUACAACCUGAUCACAUGUUGAAGUUCCAGAAGCUCAUCUAUGAUAUCUACUUUGAAGUUAGAUUAUCUAUGUUAUAAUUGGUUAUGA